AUGCGUCUGCUGGAAACGCGGACAGGUGAAUUCCUCGUGGUCAACAACCCAGAGGAAUUCCGGUACGCGAUCCUUUCUCAUGUCUGGGCCGUCGAAGGGGAGCAGACAUACGACGACCUGUUGAAGAUUCAAACAGACGUCCACGCUGCACGAGCCUCCGGUGUCUAUCUUCCUCGCAACGAAGUCCUCCUCAGGGCCUCUCCCAAGAUCCGAAACGCUUGUGCGUACGCCCUCUCCGAAGGCUUCGGGUACCUCUGGAUAGACACGUGCUGCAUCAAUCAAUCAAGCAGUACGGAACUCUCUGAGGCGAUCAACUCCAUGUAUCAGUGGUACGGCCAGUCUAUCGUCUGCUACGCCUUCCUCGAUGAUGUCACCAGCGAAGAAGACCCCAGCCUGUCCGGUUCGCAGUUCCGCAACAGUCGUUGGUUUACGCGUGGCUGGACACUACAGGAGCUGAUCGCGCCGCGGAUCGUCAUUUUCAUCUCUGCCGAGUGGGACAUGCUGGGCAGCAAAGAUGGACUCUCCACCGUGGUCAAAGAAGUCACCGGCGUCGAUCAGGCCGUCCUCGUGCAUCGUCUGCCAAUCCAAUCCGUCAGCGUGGCCCGCAGGAUGUCCUGGGCAGCAAAGCGCUUCACGACGCGGAAGGAGGACGAAGCGUACUCGCUCAUGGGCAUCUUCGGGGUCAACAUGUCGACUAUCUACGGUGAGGGCCGACUCGCGUUUAUCCGGCUGCAGGAGGAAAUCCUGAGGCUCGUCCCUGAUCAAAGUCUCUUUGCCUGG
Messenger RNA from Trametes versicolor FP-101664 SS1, 780 nucleotides. Its product is annotated as HET-domain-containing protein. Lineage: Eukaryota; Fungi; Basidiomycota; Agaricomycetes; Polyporales; Polyporaceae. The annotation marks the transcript as partial. The record is from RefSeq and is a predicted model, not a curated record. The transcript has a single exon.